AAACAUUCGCGAUACUCUUCUCGCCACGUUGUACAAUUUUCCUAUUCUUUACAUACCUUAAUUACUGUAAGUACUUUUUCGGGACGCUCCUUCGCACCUUUACAAUCAAAUAUUCGUGUAUUUCAAACGCAAACGGGCGUUGGGGAUGAGUUUGUAGUAACUCAUUACUCUUUUCCCCUACAUGGGGCACUUUUAACUUCAGCGGCAUUGAGCGAGGACGGAAGAGCAAUUGAGAUACCCAAAACCUUAGGGACAUUCGGAAUAUAUUAGGGCCCUCUAUACCAGAGGAGGAAUAUUCGCAGAUAUUGGCGGAAGGGAACGACGUACACGAGCAAGAUGGUGCAACCAUCCGUUCCCAAACCGGCGCCAGGUCCGGACAGCUAUAAUUCUAUUGCAGCGCAAUAUGCCAGAGCGAAGGCGGUCAAGGAUAGAGAGGAUAGGAUCAGGGAUUUCAAAAAGGGAAUUGCGGAUGCGAAGAAGGAAAAGGGGAGUUUGGAGGCACUCAGUGACAGGAAGAGAGACCGGUUUUUGGGGGAGUGGAAUUGGGUCCUAGGCGUAUUUGUGUGGUUCUUGUGAGUCGGAGUUGUUGCGCCUGUGAAUUUGGUGAUGGGAGAGGAGGAGAUCUUGGAAGGAGUAUGCUGAUAUUUGUGUAGCUUCAUUCAUGCCACCGGCCUUUACUAUUUCACCAAAGGCUUUCUACUCACCCGUCUUGUUCUUGAGGAACAUUCCUCCUGCGCGGUCCCUCCGAUUGCCCUCGCUCCCUCUUUCAAAGGCGCCGGUACAAUUGAAGGGGGAUGCUGGCACCCAAAAAGCUUCGACAAGGCUGUAGUGGUUAUUAUUGAUGCCCUACGCUACGAUUUUACGAUUCCAUACAAGAAUGAGAGUCAAGCACAAGCUUUCCAUAACUCCCUACCAGUUCUAUACGAUACUGCCAUUUCGCAGCCACAAAAUGCGUUUCUGCUGCCUUUUAUUGCGGAUCCGCCUACUACAACUUUGCAGAGGCUGAAGGGUUUGACUACCGGAACACUACCCACAUUUAUUGAUGCUGGGUCGAACUUCGCUGGGACAGCUAUCGAGGAAGAUAACUUGCUCAUGCGACUUAAGGAUGUGGGAAAGAAAAUUGUUCAUCUGGGAGACGAUACAUGGACCGCAUUAUUCCCCGGGUAUUUCGAAGCGAACAUAAGUAGGGCAUAUGACAGUUUAAAUGUAUGGGAUUUACAUACACUGGAUAAUGGAGUUCUGGAACAUAUCAUGCCUCUACUGCAAGAAAAAGAGAAGAAAGCUCAAUGGGAUGUUAUGUUUGCGCAUUUCUUGGGAGUAGAUCAUGCUGGUCAUAGAUAUGGACCUAAUCAUCCUGCUAUGACUGCCAAAUUACAGCAGAUGGACACGGUGAUUCGAGAUCUGAUGAAAUCUCUGGAUGAUGAUACUUUGUUGGUAAUUAUGGGUGAUCAUGGUAUGGAUUCCAAGGGAGAUCAUGGUGGAGAGAGUGACGAUGAAGUUCAGGCGGCCUUGUGGAUGUAUUCCAAAAAGGGGAUAUUUGGCCGUACAGAUCCUGCUUACGUCACCCCUCCUGCUGAUGCAAAAAUAAGACCCGUCAACCAGAUUGAUUUGGUUCCCACUCUUUCUCUCCUAUUAGGACUGCCAAUUCCAUUCAAUAAUCUUGGUAAGCCAAUUGAGGAGGCUUUUUCUGGAAAGAGGGGCAAUGCUUGGGAUAAUCUUUCGGCAGUGGGAAGAAUGGCAGCUGCAGGAAUCAAGAGAUAUCAAUCUGCUUAUUAUGCUGCUCGUGGUAUCGACGAAAGCACCAUUGACGGCUCACCACAAGCACUUUGGGCAACAGCAGAAAAUGCACUUACUUCAAGCAAGAAGGAACAGAUGUAUAAAGAGGCGUAUGCUUCUUUCUCUGCAUAUCAAGAGGAGAUAUCACGCAUCUAUCGAGGUCUUUGGGCUCGCUUUGAUGUCCCAAGUAUGAUCUUAGGAGUUUUUAUCUUGGCUUCUGGUUUACUUUCUUUAAUGCUUUACGCAAACGCGAAUGCUGAAGAUGGUGAGGCUGUUGAGGAUCCUGAACUUGAUAAAGCUGAGCAGAAAUUGGAAUUGAACAAUUUCGCAAAGGGGAUCACAACAUAUGACCAAGAAACGACCAGUCGGUCAAUGGUCAGAACUGCCUUCAUUGGUACGGCACUUGGAGUUGCUUUUGGACCAGUACUCCGCACGGUGUUUGAAGGAGAAUCUUUGCUGGCUUUUGGACUUGCACCUGGUGCUAUUUCUGGACUAGUUGGUGUCCUGUUCCAAGAGGCUAGAAGAAGAAUGAAGAUUAGCAACCCUUUCCCUACGAGUUUCUGGGGCUGGCUCGCCGCCAUCUUCACAAUCAGCCAGUCUAUUGGCUUUGCUUCCAACUCCUACACCAUUUGGGAAGAUUCCACAUUGAUGUUCUUCAUCACCACUUUUGGAAUAGCUUCAGCUGUGUCCUCUCUCAGACUGGAGAAGGUCGCGGACAGAGCUUUGGGUGUAUAUCACUCUCUAGCUUUUGUUAUUCUGGGCUGUCUAUCAUCAUACUCGAAGCUAUGCAGAGAAGAACAGAUGCCAUAUUGCAUGUCAACAUAUUACGCUUCUUCCACGUCAUCUACAUCUGCUCCAUGGCAACUACUCAUUCCCUUUGUGGUUGCCGGCCUUCUCCCCGAGAUCAUAAAAUCUUUCUACGUCGGGAGUCGCUCAUAUGAAGGUUUCGCAUCCAUCUGGAUUGGCUGGAUCCUCAGAGGAGGCCUCUUCUUAAGUGCCGUGUUCUGGACUCUUGAUGCUGCCGACGAUGCAGAGUGGUUUCCUAAUCUACCCUCCGGACUGCUGAAAAAUACACGCGUCCCUAUUGCCCAGACCAUAUUAGCAAUGACCCUCGGAGCAGGAACAACAGCAUUUGUCUACGCCCCCCCUUGCAUUGCAAUCAGCACGGCUGCUGGUCCAUCCGCUGGUUCCGAAGGGACUGCGCAUCCAGCGAAGGCAACAAUAACCAUUCUUGGAUUUGCCAAUGCACAUGGAACUCGAUAUCUUCUUCUGGUUCUCAACAUCCUUCUUACUCUUCUCCUCGUACAAAAGCCCAUGGGAUUCGGUGCCCUCUCACUUAUGGCAUGGCAAUGUCUAUCCCUCCUUGAGGUCCUCGACCUCAAUUCCCUCACUUCGUCACCAAUCGGACCCAUCAUGUUGGCUGUCCUAGGAAGCCAUCACUUCUUUAAAACAGGCCACCAAGCGACCCUUUCCAGCAUCCAAUGGGAAUCCGCCUUCGUCCCACUGCACACAAUCAUGUACCCUUACUCCCCAAUCCUCGUCGGUCUCAAUACCUUUGGUGCCCAAAUCCUGGCUGUUACAUUCCUACCUCUCGUCGUCCUAUGGAAGCAGAAGCCCAAACGCAAGGGUACUCUACGUGCUGUUGCCACAGCUUUGGCUUGGCACGUCGGGUAUUUUGCCACGGUUGGACUGGCUACUACGAUGUGGGCGGGGCAUUUGAGGAGACAUCUUAUGCUUUACCGCAUAUUUUGCCCGAGGUUUAUGAUGGGUGCAAUGACGCUUUUGGUUGCUGAUGCGGUCGGAGUUUUGGUUGCGUUGUUUGGGUUCAGGGCCAAUAUGAAGGGCGUAGGAGAGAUAUUUGGUUGGGCUUAGAGGAAGCAGGAUUAAAAAAAGUUGUUUUGUAUGUAUGAGCCAAGAUGGCAGGCGGUUUAAUUGUCACUAAACAUAGGCUUCUUCUUCCAAUACAUUUCUUUUGUGUUUUGUUCCUUUUGAUACUACCAUUACUCUCAUUUUGGUACUAGGUUUCCG
Molecule: messenger RNA, 3804 nt
Organism: Hymenoscyphus albidus
Lineage: Eukaryota; Fungi; Ascomycota; Leotiomycetes; Helotiales; Helotiaceae
Source: the annotation of a GenBank genome assembly